Molecule: messenger RNA, 5039 nt
Organism: Dreissena polymorpha
Lineage: Eukaryota; Metazoa; Mollusca; Bivalvia; Myida; Dreissenidae
Exons: 14
Coding region: 36-1649 (537 amino acids)
Source: RefSeq, a predicted model, not a curated record
UGUUAGUGUUCUUCACCAAACUGAGCAGUUAUAACAUGAGCUGGCAAGGACUUCUUGGAAUUUUCCUACUGUUCAAUCAGUCGAUCAAAUCUGAACAAUUCACUCUAAGCAAUGACUCAACCCGAUGGCCUUUAUCAUCUUGCGAUCUUGCGGAACCAAGGCUAGUGUACAAGAAUACACAAUUUGAGGUGGCUGAAGACAUUGAUGCUAUAUCAAACAAUUCGGAGGCUUGGAUAGGAUUCAUGUCAGUGAAAAUUCCAUAUUUAUUUCACGGUUGUGCACAAGUGCAAAACACGGCGCAAAAAACGUACAGCGUCACAAGAAUUGGCUUCUGCCAGACUCUGUGUGGACAUAACAGUCCCUUUGGAAUAAAGGCGCCCAAUGGCUUAGAUAUCUUAUACCCUGCAUGGCUUAUGGGCUGUAUUUGUUUCAAUACAUCUGUACCUGAAAUCCCACUUGAACAUUUCGACAACGACCAAAAUAAUCUUUGUGAAAAAGACUGGUAUGCCAUCUUUACUCAAAUCAGUGUAAACGAUUCAAGGUUCAUCAGUGGUACGUUAAACACUGGUGAUUGCCUUACGUUUACGAACACGGGAUUCCAAUGGAACUCAUGUACAAGAGAAAAAAAUCUUAAAGUAAUAUGUAGCAACAAGCCUCCAGCAGAUCCUUCAGCAAGAGCAUCCAUAUCAGCGAAACAUAGUAGCACUUGGAAUCAAGGAAAUUCAAUGUGUUUAAAGGAACACGUGUAUCCAGCUUCCAUCUCAAGUAUUCUCUUAUCUGGGCUUAAAGCAGGUCAACGGCGGGAACAUUGGACGGGGAUACUUAAAGGAGCUACAUUGCUUAAUAAGGCAGGAUUUUCCCGGUUCGGACCCACACAAUAUUCGGAUGUGGAGUACGCUUUCUUACAAGGAAGUAAUAAGAACAUCAAUUUUGCAAACACUGGAACAAAACAGGCCUUGUGUUGCAAAGCAACUGGUCACGACGUUAUACGAUACGGCGAAGAAGAGUCGUUGGUUCCAAACUACGAUCCGACGACAUCUAGCACACCCCUUACAACAUCAGCGGGUACCUCAGAGUUUGUAACGUCAAUGGCCAAAGUAGAGGACAAUACAUCGUCGGUUAUUAUAACGGUUGCAUCAACUCUUGGCUCAUGUCUGGUGGUACUUGUCGUGAUCGUCACUUGUUUGUGCCUCAGGAGGAAACAAGGGAACAACACUCGAACUACGUUUCAACAGAACGAACAUGUACAUCAAUCGAAUGUUCCGCAGGGUCAUGACGACAACAUCGAUAAUAAUGAUGUCAUCCCCGACGAUAUAACAGAGCGUGAGGCAACGCCGUACACCUCACUCCAGAUGACAGAAAAGCAUCUGUACACUGCCUUGGUGGGACCCAGCUUCAUGUCAACAGAAGCGUCUCAUGUAAUUGGUCGAAUAGCCGAUAGGGACGUUCACGUUGAGACACAGUUUGAAAUGUCCGAACAACAAGAGAACAAUUACGACGAAUCUGAAAAUGACGAUCCAGGGAACACAAACUACGAUGAUGUCGAAGUGUCGGAAAAAGACAUACCCGGGCAGACAAACACCGAAUCCGAGGCCACAACGUCGUAUGCGUUUGUUAAUAAGAGUGCGGGAAACCAGCAGCUCAGAUAGCUCAGUUGUUGUAUCGUCACUGUUGGGUACCGGCGUUAAGAAAAUAGAAACCGCAUCGAAAUAGUCAAUUGCUUUAUCUCAUUUAAUAAUAAUCUUAUUACUACAUUUUGUGAACGCUUUGGCGAUGCGCAUACAGUUUAUUUAAGACUUUGUGUUUAAAUUUGUAUUAUUUGCGACUUCUUUCUACCAGUAAAAUGGCAUAUUUAUUUUUAAAUUAUAAUCAAUAAUAUUUAAUCAAUCUUGUUAACAUAAUUAAAUAAUACAUCGAAACUUUUUUUUGAUUAAGCAUAUGUUUUAUCUUUAUUUUUUCCGAAUGUUUAUGUAGAACAGAAUGACGCGUUUAAUAUAUAUAUAACCGGUUAAAACUCCAAUGCUUUGCAUUAACCAUUCUAAGGCGGUGACCCCAGCUUUAUUAUUCUAUGUGUGUAUGCUAUUUCGUAUUGUGCUGUUUCGUACUGUUCUUGCAAUCGGUCACUCGCCUUAAAUAAAGGACCAACUUAUUGUUUAUAAUAAGAAUGCAAUACUGCACCAGCAUCUGGAGUUUCACUUCUUUAAAUUUCAUCGCAUGCAACGAUCUAAUAUUUUGAUUUCAAGUAGGAUACACUACUAAUAUGUACGCCUGAAAUGGUAUAAUAAUAACCACAUUACAUGUUUUCAUUGCUGGUCCGGUAUCAACCUAACGUUUUGUUUUCGUGGUAGGUUAGAACGAGCUACGCUUAGUAAGAUCAAACUUACCAGGAUGUAAUCCAGCGCAGCUCAUUCUCCAUCACGGUGACUCAUCCUCUUAAGAUUCAUUGUAAUGUUCCUCCUUAAACAUGAUAAUAAAGUAAAUAAUAAAUAAAAAGUCAGAAUCAGGCAUUAUACGUAAUUAUUCAUUCCCUUGAACCUGUACACCCUCAAAGUGUAAGUGUUUUUACUAAAAUAUGUACUUCAUCAAUAUAUGUGAUAUAUAACAUGUAUAGAUCAUUAUUAGUCGAUCAUAUAAUGUAUGUGCUUUGUAAAUAUUCAACAUGUAUCUAUGUUAUCAUACUUAUUUUUGUAUUGCAUUGUAAUUGCAAUGUUCCUCCUUAAACAUGAUAAUAAAACAUAUAUAUGAAGCAUGCAUUAUAGGUAAAUGUUAUAUUAUUUAUUAACUUUACCAUGUUAUCUUAAAUAUUGACUUCAUCUAUAUAUGUGAUAUCUAACAUGUAUAAAUCAGUAUUAGCCAGUCGUAAAAUGUAUGUGUUUAUUGAAAGCAUUGGUAAAUAUUGCAUUUUUUCUUCAAAAAAGAUCUAUCUGUCUCUCAUGGUGUCGACAAAUAAGUUCAGACUUAGUUCAUAUUAUGAUUACGUUCAUUUGAAGAUUAAACUAAAUCAUGAAUUGCCUAAACGAGGGGAAAUGGCAGGUUUUCUACGUGCAUAUAAACCUCGGCAUGCAUGUACGCUUAUUUUAAAUUACAAUUAAGUUGGAAAUUUAAAACUAUUUUACUAAUUUUUUGUUUUCUUAAAUUGCUUGGACGACUUUGAUUUCAAGUAUUCAGCACCGUUUAUAUUUUAACCAAAAAGCAUUUUGACAGAAUAAUAGGUAAGAAUUUUGAUAAGUUUUAACAUAUAAUUAAUUAUCAUAAUUGAGACAAAUCGCCAACCUUUUUUUUAAUUGAAGUUCCAUUAGAUUAGUAAGUCAUCCAGAUUGUUUGUAUUUACUUGUAUGGUACAUUAAAAUCCAAGAUUUCGUUUAUUUUGUAAUUGUUAAUUUGUUAAAUACUUUCACGUUUUCUCCUGCAAUUGCUAAUUUAAUUGUUUACUAUUAAUUUUGAAAGUGUUAACAUUAAACCUUAAAAACCUUAAAAAACGAUUUGAAUACUUUCCAUAUUAGUAAUCCACAGAUUUCAACAAUGAAAUUAUGUUUUUAUGACAACGAGCGGAAUGACACAGCAAUAGCACAAUAUAUAGAAAAUUGGUGCAUUGGUUUUAUUUUUGUUUUAUUAUUUUUUUUAUUUGUUUUAUUGUCACAUCUGAAUAUAAUUGUACAGGUAUUAUUGGUUUAUCCACUGAUUAGUUAACCAAAACGAUUUGAUUUGUUGUCUAAUAUAUAAAGACACAAGUUUUGUGUAUGUGUUAAUAUCAUGCUUAACGUUGUCCAGAUUAUGCAAACUGUAAUUUGCAAAACUGUUCUAUGUUAGUCUCUAUAACACUUAAUUUAUCUCAUUUCUGGCUAAUUGCACUGUCUGAAAGCCAGUAGUUUCAUCAACAAAUGUUAACAUUUGCAUUAACAUGUAUAAAAUAAGAAGUUUGACAAACAUGGGCUUUUAUUUAAUUUCGAAUACGGUUGUUUGAUCUGUAUUGCAUUUUGGAAUGUUUGAAGGCUUACUAAUCAUUUUUGAAGUUGUGGUACUACUAAGACAAUAUGUGAAGAAUAGUUACCCAUAUCAGCAAAUUACGCCUUAACUCUCUAAAAUGCAAGCCCGUCGUCACAGUAACACUUUGAACUAUUUUUUGGCACCACAAGUAGCAAACUAUAAAAAUUAACAAUAUCACAUGACUUUAUAUUAUGUAAUCAACACCAUAUGCAUUUUAACUACCAACAUAUGUAUAGUAUUACCCAGUUUUCUGUCGUUUCAUAAUUUAAUAAACGUAUUUCUGCGAAUAUGACUAUUAAAUUUGAGGGAUAACACUAUACAAAACUUCAUUUUUUAGAUACUUUAGUUUUUAAGUGUUUGCUUAUGUCGUUCAUUUCAAAGUACUUUUUAGCGCUUUAUUUUUUAUAAUUAAAGUAAUCAUAUUUCAAUUAUUUCAAUUUUUGAAAUAUAUAUAUAUUUAUAUAUAUAUGAAAAUAAAAAGAAUACAUCUUUAAUUCAAAAAUAUAUGAAGAACAUAUUUUGUUGUAAACUAUAGGGCGUAGUAAACAGGACACGUGUUAUGCUUAUCAUUGUGUAAUUGUUCAGUGUGGUAUAAACGUCCAUUAGCUGAACAAAGGCUAUAUCUAAUAUCUUAGUUAUAUAUCAACAAGAACUGUUUAGCGAGAUAUGUGAAUACCAUACUGUAUUAAAUGUGUUUACAGGCAUUCGUACAACCUGUCUUUUAUUGUCUUUUUGUUUAUCUUACUUUAUUUGUUAAUAAGUUUGGGCUUACAAAAAAGUGUUUCCAAACUAUUGUUUCAAAAAGCACAUUUUAAAUGGUCCUUUAUCAAUGAAUAUUUUGUUAAUUCUUCUGACAAAUAUGUGAGUACCAUGCUCUUGUUUCUGCCCCUAUACCGGAAAGGUAAUAAUAUAGAUUAUUAUUUUAGACUAUUUCGCAAUACAUGUGUGUGUAACAUCACACGAUCAAAUGACUUACUUUGUUUAGUUCGAUUCCCUACUACCGACAAUUUUAUUAUUGUGUGUGAUUCCUGAAGAACAACAACUCUAUUUGG